This is a messenger RNA of Aureobasidium pullulans EXF-150, 1950 nucleotides long. Its product is annotated as putative aminotransferase. Bases 255 to 1610 code for a protein of 451 amino acids. The transcript is spliced from 2 exons. Gene Ontology annotation, molecular function: pyridoxal phosphate binding; L-2-aminoadipate:2-oxoglutarate transaminase activity. Lineage: Eukaryota; Fungi; Ascomycota; Dothideomycetes; Dothideales; Saccotheciaceae. Gene Ontology annotation, biological process: biosynthetic process. The record is from RefSeq and is a predicted model, not a curated record.
CAUCAUCAAGCCUGCUCUAUUUUCCUCCAUAUGUGCUUACAUCUAUCGGCAAUUUGAUCUUACAGGUUGACACCGAAUCAACACCAGAUUGCAGGACCACGUCCUAGAUUUGACAUUGGAGUGUGGUUUCCGACGCCCACUACACCCAAGUCGGAGGUAUACGCAUCAUCAUCAGCCUCAGUCGUUUGCCCUGCUCAAGACAAGUUCGCAUCAUCUUUCUGUACAACAGGGGUCAAUCGACACAUACCAGGAGAAUGGCAGCAGCAGAAUUCAUCAAUCUGGUUCGCGGAUGGCCAAGUACGACACUGCUCCCUACAGAACAUCUGAGCAGAGCGGCUCAAAAAGCAUUGGCUGACCCGUCAAUCGCAUUCCCUGGCAUGCUAUAUGGUCCCGAUGAGGGAUAUUGUCCACUGAGAGAAACCCUUGGGCUUUGGUUGACGUCUUUCUACCGACCCGAGAAACCCAUUAGUAAAGAGAGGAUUACAAUCACGGGCGGUGCCUCUCAGAACCUAGGAUGUCUUCUACAAGUCUUUACGGAUCCUGCAUACACCAGAGAUGUGCUAUUCGCUGCGCCUGCAUAUAUGUUGGCCUUCCGAAUCUUCGAGGACAAUGGUUUUGCAGGAAAGAUGAAAGCAGUUCCAGAAGACGACGAUGGUAUGGAUAUGUGUGCCCUACGAAAGGUAUUAGAGGAAAGCGAGAGGCGUACUCCUGAACAACAGUUAUCCAAGCCCUCAAGGCCAUACUCAAAAUACUACCGCCAUGUAAUCUACUGCGUACCGACAUUUUCGAACCCAUCUUCCCGAAGUAUGCCCUUGGAGCGCAGGAUUGAGCUAGUAAAGCUGGCUCGAGAGUUCGACGCCUUGGUCGUCUCGGACGAUGUCUACGAUUUUCUGCAAUGGCCUUCAGACUCCAACAUCCCAACUGGCAUUACUAAGGCUCUAUGGCCCCGUAUUGUUGACAUUGACCGCUUUCUAGACGGAGGAGCGGAGCGCAGUGGAGCCGAUGGCUUUGGCAACGCAACAAGCAGCGGAAGUUUCAGCAAGAUCUGUGGACCAGGCAUUCGUGUUGGCUGGUCUGAGGGAUCUGCUAAAUUUGCAUACGGCGUAUCUCAAGCUGGCACUUCCUGUAGUGGUGGAGCACCCUCUCAGCUUACGUCUACUUACAUGAACAUCUUGGUGAAGGAAGGUACCCUGUCUACCCACAUUUUCGAGAUAUUGCAACCAGCAUAUGCUGCACGUUACAAGACGCUGAUGUCGGCAAUCGAGAGGUACCUGUGCCCCCUCGGAGUCAAAUUGCCGCAGUCAAGACGCAAUGUCGUGGGAGGCUACUUCUUAUGGUUGACUUUGCCUAAUUCGAUCAAUGCAGAUAGCUUUGCAGAGAGGUGUCAAAGCGAAGCUCGAGUCAUCGUUGCUCCUGGGAGCAUUUUCGAGAUUCCUGGAGACAGCAGUGUUAAGUUUGACCACUCCAUCAGGUUAACCUUCAGCUGGGUCGAUAAGGAUCUGAUGGUUGAGGGGGUCAAGAGAAUCAGUGGAGUUCUAGAGAGUUGUUUAAGAGGCGAGGGUCCGAUAGCGAUUCGAAAACAAGACGACAAGGACGAGAAACCAUUCUGAGGUCGGGUUCUGGGAGUCCAGCUCAGCAUGGGAUCCUGCCCUCCCCGUGUGCUAAACUUUGUCACGCGCACCCUGUAGAAAUGCACAAUGUUUUUAAAAUCAGUGCAGCCCUCCACUGAGAGUGUGAAACUCAGCGCCUCUCUGCGGACGACUAGAGAGAUCUUGAAAAUAUUGUGCAUUUCUACAGACUAAAUAACCCCGGGCAUGGCCGUGGGAGAUAGCUAGAAGUGACAGAAUUUAGCACACGGGGAGGGCAGUGGAUUAGAAACAAAUUCUAGCUUCUACUGUGCUUUCUUUACCUGGUCGUCAGAAUGCAGAGCAAAUAGCGAUCCAAAGUAUG